GGCGGGGUACAGGGAAGCGGGAGGAGAAAACAACUUCCUAGUUCCUCCCUGAGGCUUAAGAAACGCUCGGGGGUUUGGGGGAGCUUUCGAGUUGCUUUCUUUCGGGGAGUCCCCGAGAGCCGUGACUGGUGGGUAGAGCUCCCAGGGGAUCAACGUGAGUUCUCUCGCCCCUAAAGGUCAGGACCGUCUGUUCAGAAGGAAGCCAGUCUUUCAAAGGUCCGGGCCAUUCCCACAGCGACUCGGAUGGUGGCUGGGAGGCCCUUCCCCCCAGGAACUGGGGCAAGCGGGCAGCCAAAAGAUGGCUAAUUACACGUCCACACCAGAGGAUGAGUAUGAUGUCCUCAUAGAGGACGAUCUGAAUAACAAGAUAGAGCAAUGCGACCAAUAUGACACCAAGAUUCUCUCAGCCAAGCUGGUGCCUGCUCUCUACACAGUGGUGUUCCUGCUCGGUCUUCUGGACAAUCUGUUGGUUGUGCUUAUCCUGGUAAAACAUAAAGGACUAAAACGAGUGGAAAAUAUCUAUUUCCUAAACUUGGCAGUUUCUAAUUUGUGUUUCUUGCUUACCCUGCCAUUCUGGGCUCACUCUGCCACCCAUGGGGGGAUUCUCGGCGACCCCAAGUGUCAAAUUCUGGUAGCGCUCUCCUCUGUAGGCCUAUACAGUGAGGCAUUUUUCAAUGCCCUUCUGACUGUGCAAAGGUGCCUGGUGUUUUUUGACAUGGAGACGCUUUCCUCGGUGCCCCGUGGCAUCAUCACAAGUGUCCUGGCAUGGGGAAUAGCUAUUCUGGUCUCUUUGCCUGAAUUGGUGUUUUACGAACCACAGGUGGAAAGCCAGAAAUAUAAGUGCUUCUUUGGCAAACCUCAUUUCCUGCCGGCUGAUGAGACGUUCUGGAAGCGUUUUCUGACCUUGAGGACGAACAUUUUUGGACUUCUUUUCCCACUGUUUGUUUUUAUAUUUUGCUAUGUGCGAAUGAGAAAAACAAUAAGAUUUGGGAAAAGGAGAUAUGAUCUUUACAAGCUUGUUUUUGCCGUAAUGGUUGUUUUUCUUCUGAUGUGGGGACCCUACAAUGUUGCACUUUGCUUAUCCACUUUCAAAGACUACUUCUGCCUGCAAGACUGCAGGCACAGCUACAACCUGGACAAAAGUGUUCACAUCAUGAAAAUCGUUGCCACCACCCACUGCUGUGUCAACCCGCUCCUCUACGUGCUUCUUGACAAGGAAUUUAGGAAACACCUCUGCCGCCUUGGCCAUCUGGGUAACGCUCCACCGCAACCCACUGAGAGAUGCGCACCACGUACACCGGGAGAAGAACACGACCUUUCUGCUGAAAUGCAAACUAGCUUCCGUCAAAGCCAGGAUUAAAUAAACAUUGACUUUUGCCUCGUUGCA
Molecule: messenger RNA, 1387 nt
Organism: Equus quagga
Lineage: Eukaryota; Metazoa; Chordata; Mammalia; Perissodactyla; Equidae
Gene: CCRL2
Product: C-C motif chemokine receptor like 2
Exons: 2
Coding region: 299-1360 (353 amino acids)
Biological process (GO): chemotaxis; G protein-coupled receptor signaling pathway; immune response
Cellular component (GO): cytoplasm; membrane
Molecular function (GO): chemokine receptor activity
Source: RefSeq, a predicted model, not a curated record